This is a messenger RNA of Euleptes europaea (tarantolino), 1206 nucleotides long. It is a transcript of the gene GPR150, whose product is annotated as G protein-coupled receptor 150. Gene Ontology annotation, biological process: neuropeptide signaling pathway. The transcript has 3 exons. Lineage: Eukaryota; Metazoa; Chordata; Lepidosauria; Squamata; Sphaerodactylidae. The record is from RefSeq and is a predicted model, not a curated record. The coding region runs from base 1 to 1206 and encodes 401 amino acids. Gene Ontology annotation, cellular component: membrane. Gene Ontology annotation, molecular function: corazonin receptor activity.
AUGGACGGCGCCUUCGACGCCGACGGCCUGGCCCCGGGACCCAACCUGUCCAGCGCCGCCCCGCGGGGCUGGAACCUCUCCUCGACGCCUCUCUGGGCGACGCCCGGGCAGGCGGCGCGGGCCGUGUCGGCGGCCGUGAUCACGCUGCUGGGCCUGGUGGGCAACGGGCUGCUGCUGCACCGGCUGCGCUGCGGCGGCUGCUGCUGCGCGGGCCGCUUCGCCCGGCGGCGGAAGGUGGACUUCCUGCUGGCGCACCUGGCCGCGGCCGACCUCUACGGCUGCGGGCUGGCCCUCCUCGCCCAGCUGCCUCCCGCCGACGGGCAGCCCGGGGAGGCGGCGGCGGCGGCGGCGGCGGCGGCGGGGUGGCCGUCGGGGGACGCCACGUGCCGCCUCUUCCGGCUCCUGCAGGGCUCCGGGCUGCUGGCGCCGGCGCACAUGCUGGUGCUGCUGGCGCUGGAGCGGCGCCGCGUGGCCAGGGCCCCCCCGCAGCCGCCCCUGCCGCCCGCCCCCACGCCCGCGCCCGCCCGGGGGGCCCUGGCCGCGCUGGGCUGGCUGCUGGCGCUGCUGCUCGCCCUGCCCCAGGCCUUCGUGUACCGCCUGGCCCCCGCGCCCGGCGCCGCCCGCUGCCUCAGCGUCUGGCCGCAGCGGCCCCCCUGGCACGGCCGCGCCUACGCCGUCUACGGGGCCCUCACCAGCUUCGUGGCCCCCGCCUGCCUCCUGGGCGGCACCUGCGGCCGCCUCCUCGGCGCCUCCCGCGCCCAGGAGCAGCAGGGGCAGGCCCAGCCCGGCGCCCGGCGCGCGCCCCGCAGCCUGCCCCGCGCGCGGGCCCGCGCCCUGCAGCUGACCGUGGCGCUGGCGGCGCUCUUCGCGCUCUGCGGCUUCCCGCGCGUGGUGCUGGAGCUCGCGUGGGCCUUCGCCUGCCCCGACGGCGCGGCCGAGGCGGCGCGGGCGACGCUGGGCGGGCUGCUGGCGGCGGCCAACUGCGCCCUCAACCCCUUCGUCUGCCUCGUCUUCCGCAGCCAGCGGCCCUGGGCGCGCCGCCUCCAGAGCAGCCUCUGCCGCUGCCCCGACGGACAGCCUCGGCGCCGCGCUCCCCGACGACACCGCCCCCCGCCGCAGGGGGCCGCCGAGCGCCCCGGGCGCUGGCUUUGCCCCUGCCAGAUCCCACUGCUGAAUCCACUUACUGAAAAUGCCACUAAAACCUGA